GCUCCUUCUGAAUUAGUUAAACUCGGUUCAGUUAUACAAUACUCCUCAUCACUCCAGCCGGCUCUGCCUGUGCUAGGGCUCCACUUAUCCUCAGACCACCUAUAUGAUUUCAUUAACUGUAAUUACUGAGACGCAUAAAACUGUUUUAUUUUUCAAGCCUAGUGUUUAAGUUCGGAAUGAAACUUUAUUUUGUGGUUUAGGGAAACCUGCAUACCAGUAGGUGUAUCUGACCCGCUCCUGUUUAGCAAAAUAGUUUUUCUGUCAUUAAAAGAGUAAUAAACUGUUUUAUUAUUGGAGAGAUUCGCUGUUCAUUACGUUUUUAUUGACAAUCGUACUAAUGCGGGAUUCGAACCACGCAAUCAAGAGGCAGUCGUUGCUCGCGCGCUCCUCAGUUACGUUACGUUAUUUCCUCUUGACGUGUGUAAUGAUUGGUCAGAAAAGGCUGGGCUUAACGGAAUGGACCAAUGAGAAUCCGUUACGCGAUUUACGAAUGAGGAAGUUAAACUGUAGCUCCUCUGGCGGGAGUUUUCUACUACAGGGGGAAAAAGGUGUUACAGAAAAAGCUAACAGCUGCUGUGGAUGUGAGAGAAACAAGCUAAUAAACACCGUCCAAGUUCACAACGAAGACCUUAAUAGUCAUCUAAUAUGAAAGCAGCUAUUGACAAGAUUUUGUCCUUAUCGGAGGGAGAUGGAAUAAAGGAGCUCCAGCAUCACCUCACUUCUCUGUCUCACGAUCAGUUGACUGCACUGAUCACAAAUGCCGCCCUGAAAGGAAAGGAUACUGCAGCCUUGAUCAAAGCUAUAUUCAGAGGCUCACCAGUGAGUAGUUCAGAUGGGGCCAGUCGCAGGUUGUGUGUGUAUAAGCACUGUAUUCCUCUCUGUCAAUCGGGAGACCUACAGACAGAGGUGGCUUCAGAUAUUAUCGGGUUGCUAAUGUUAGAGACACAUGCUCUACCUGGCCCUGCAUUGGCAGCGUUGGCAUCUUUAUAUGUCGAUGCAAUAAAAGGGGGUGAAAUGGGUAGUGGUAAAUCACUGGAGCUCUUCCCUACCAUCCUCACUGCCCUGGCAGCUACAGAGACUUUAGCUUAUGGCAAAGGAGAGUUAAGUGGAGAGGAAUACAAGAAACAGCUGAUCAAUAGCCUUUGUUCAAGCAGGUGGGACCCGCAGUGUGUGAUCCAUCUUACCACCAUGUUCAGGGAUGUGCCCUUAUCUCCAGAGGAGCUGCAGUUUCUGAUUGAGAAAGUCCUGAGGAUGUUCCUUAAGUUGGACCUGCAAGAAAUCCCCCCUCUAAUUUACCAGCUGCUGCUUCUGUCUGCCAAGGGUUGUAAAAGGCUCCUGCUGGAAGGAAUUAUUAACUACUUUCGAGAACAGGACCUUUGCCAGAAAGAAGAGCAGAGCAAAGGAGAGAGUAAGGAUGUUGAGGUGCAAACCAUCCCACAGGACCAGCUGAGACAUGUGGAAGGAACUGCUAUUUUGCACAUUGUAUUUGCCAUUCGCCUUGAUCAUGAGCUUGGCAGGGAGUUCUUAAAAAGCAUCAAGGUAUCUCAGGGUCAGCCACUGUGUCCUUUCAGUAUUGCUCUGCUGCUUUCUGUGGCUCGCAUUCAGCGCUACGAAGAGCAAGUGUUUGAGUUCUUGAAAGGUGCAAUCACUAAGAAUUUCAAGGAUGAGCAAGCUCAGCAAGGUUCUAAGUUUCUGCAGGAUCUGCUACCCUCAUGCCACAGUAUCUCUCACAUGAUUAUGGACACGGUCAGAAACAGUGUCUUUGGCUGGGAUCACGUCACACAGAGCCUGGUGCAGUUAGGCUUCAUCCUUAUGGACUUAUUUGGACCAAAGGCAGGACCUUUUGGGAAGACCACUGAAAUUCCCACUGCUACAGCUAAAACACCUUCCCAACUAGCAUGUAGACUUGGUGGGCAAGUUCUUCUAGAGAGCUUCAAGAUGCAUGAGCCAAUCAGGGGAGAAAUCCUGGAACAAGUCCUGAAUCGAUUGGUUACUAAGACAGCUUCACCAGUUACACAUUUUAUUGACCUGCUUUCCAACAUUGUGAUAUCCGCUCCCAUGAUCCUCUUGGAGUCCUCCUCAAAAGUGAUAGAGACUUUUGACCAGUUAUCUUUCCUGCCUCUUACCACAGUGCAGGGGCUACUCAAAGCAGUGCAGCCACUGCUCAAGGUCAGUAUGAGCUUAAAGGAUGCCCUAAUUUUGGUGCUGAGGAAAGCCAUGUUCUCCAGCCAGUUAGAUGGACGGAAGUCUGCUGUGGCUGGCUUCCUCUUGCUGCUGAAGAACUUCCGGGUCUUGGGGAGUCUGGCCUCCAGUCAGUGCAGCCAGGCGCUGACCUCCAGCCAGGUCCAGGCAGAUGUCCACUCGCGCUAUAAUGCUGCUGCUAAUGAGGCUUUCUGUCUGGAGAUCCUGAGCAGCCUCCGCCGCUGUCUCAGCCAGCAGGCGGAUGUGCGUCUCAUGCUGUACGAGGGAUUCCAUGAUGUUCUCCGACGCAACUCUCAGUUGGCAGGGUCCAUCAUGCAGACCCUUCUGUCACAGCUGAGGCGAUACUAUGAGCCAGAGCAGGACCUUUUGCCACCUGUGAAGUUGGAGUCUUGCAUAAAUGCACAGGGAGAUCAGGUCUUCCUCCAGGAGCCUCUGGCUCACUUGUUCUCCUGUACCAUCCACUGCCUGCUCUGGUAUCAGAGUAUGCGAGAUGCCUCCGGAGGUGAGAGUGAUGAUGAAGAGGAAGAUGAAGAAGGGUUCCAGGAUGAACUCCAUGCAAUUCUGGAGAGUGUAACUAGACGCAUGAUCAAGUGUGAGCUGGAGGACUUUGAGCUGGAUAAGUCUGCUGAGUUCUCCAUGGCAUCCAGUGUUGGGGUGAAGAACAGUAUAUAUGCUGUGCUGGUGAUGGGAGUGUAUGAGGUUCUCAUAGAAUACAACUUCAUCACAGGCAACUUCAGCAAAAGCCGUUUUCAGGAUGUCCUGGAGCUUUUUAAUCGUUACAACAAACUGGCUGAGAUUCUGAGGGAGAAGUCAGGAAAGGGCCGGACACCCUCUAGUAAAACUCCCCGGAGUCUGCUCUCUGUUGGAUUUGUAUCUACCCUACUGACUGCUCUCUUCCGAGACAGUACUCAGACUCAUGAGGAGAGCUUGUCAGUGCUGCGCUCCAGUGGAGAGUUUCUUCGCUACAGUGUGAGCGUAGCCCUGCAGAAGGUUCAACAGCUGGAAGAGACAGGCUACACAGAUGGACCUGAUGGCCAGAACUCUGACAAGACUUUCCGCCAUCUCUGUGAAAUCACUAGUGUGCUGAUGUGGCGAUACACCAACAUCCCAUCAUCUGUGGAGGAUGCUGGGAAGAAGGAGAAGAAUUACAGCGUGUCUCUGCUGUGUCUGGAGGGGUUGCUGCGUAUCUUUAGCACCAUCCUACAGCAAUACCCCACCAAAGUGUCCAGCUUCCUGUGUUCUCUUGAUGUUUGCAGAGAGGAGGAGGAGGGUGCCCCUGAAAAUGCCAACUUGACAGAAAAGGCUGCCUUCUACAUUCGGCAAUUUCAGCGUGCCCUGUUCAGUCAGCUGAGUGGAGGAGAGGAGGACUUCAGCAGCAGAGAGGCCCAGCUGCUAGUCAGCAUCCUCAGUGUGCUGUUCCGCCUGCUGGAGCCCACCUCCCAGCAGUUUCUCCAGAUGAUUACCUGGACAGUAAAAAUUUGCAAAGAAACUAGCUUCGAGGACAUAUCCUUCAGUAAGGGUCUACUGUCUCUGCUCUUCAGUCUGCAUGUCCUCUACAAAAGUCCUGUGUCUCUGCUGUGGGAGCUCUGUCAGGACAUUCACAGUCAGCUAGGGGACAUAGACCAGGAUGUGGAGGUGGAGAAGCAGUCUCACUUUGCAAUUGUAAGCAUGAAGACAGCAGCGUCCACCACGCUUUUAGUGUUGUCUCAGGUAGGGAGGGUAUUGGAUGAGGUGGACUGGUUGAUUGCCAAGAAAAAAGGCCAGUUAACAUCUGAUAGAACAACUACAGGAGGCACCUCACAGCCGUCAGCCCAGCAGGACCCUGUGGAAAAAGCAAUGACUCUGCAGUUAGGCACACUGCUGACAGCUCUGAAUGAGCUUGUGCAAACAGCUCUGCCUCCUGGUGCCUGCACAGACGCCCUGCUGCGAGAGCUCAGCCGAACCUACACCAUUCUCACCACCCUAAUCAAAUACUAUAUCCAGUUGUGUGUAGCUCAUCCUGGUCAACUGCCUGCUCGUCUGGAGAAACUGGUGAAGCUAUCAGGCUCUCACCUCACCCCUCAGUGCUACUCAUUCAUCACAUAUGUACAGAGUGGUGAGAUGAAUGGAGGAGUAAAUGAGAGGAAGAAGAAAAGAAAAGAAGAGGAAGCAGUUGUGGCUGCCUCUGCUAAGGUUCUACGUGAUACCAAAUCUAUACCCACUCUGAUCUUCAAUAUUGAACAGUAUGAGAAGUUUCUAAUUGUUCUCUCCAAGAAGUCAAAGGUAAAUCUGAUGCAGUAUAUGAAGCUGAGCACUUCUCGAGACUUUCGGAUCAAUACUGCCACACUGGAGGCUGCACUACAAGAGCAGCACGAGAGCCAGCAGACUGACACUCAAGCUUCUGAGGAGAGUGAGGCUCCCAAGAAGAAGAGAAGAAAGCAGUGAAGGAAAACAAAUUUUUAUGUUGGAUCUUCCUUUGGAUCCUCAGUCACCAGCUGUGCAUGUUUAACUGUUGGCCUUUUCC
Molecule: messenger RNA, 4705 nt
Organism: Pangasianodon hypophthalmus (striped catfish)
Lineage: Eukaryota; Metazoa; Chordata; Actinopteri; Siluriformes; Pangasiidae
Gene: fanci
Product: FA complementation group I
Exons: 38
Coding region: 646-4626 (1326 amino acids)
Biological process (GO): DNA repair
Molecular function (GO): DNA polymerase binding
Source: RefSeq, a predicted model, not a curated record